Messenger RNA from Strongylocentrotus purpuratus (purple sea urchin), 1464 nucleotides. RefSeq names its product tripartite motif-containing protein 59-like. NCBI's taxonomy places the organism in Eukaryota, Metazoa, Echinodermata, Echinoidea, Camarodonta, Strongylocentrotidae. The record is from RefSeq and is a predicted model, not a curated record. The coding region runs from base 1 to 1464 and encodes 487 amino acids. Gene Ontology annotation, molecular function: zinc ion binding; ubiquitin-protein transferase activity. Gene Ontology annotation, biological process: positive regulation of DNA-templated transcription. The transcript has 2 exons. Gene Ontology annotation, cellular component: chromatin; nucleoplasm.
AUGGCUGAGGCAUUAAAGAAUGUCAUUACUCAGAAUCUGGAGUGUCCUGUAUGUCUGAAUACCUUCACCGAUCCAAAGAUCCUGUCUUGUUCUCACACCUACUGCAAGGCCUGUCUGGACAACGUCUUGGAACGCAAUGGUCACGGCCAGAUGCUCCGAUGCCCUGUCUGCAGAGCUGAAACCCAGGUGCCCGACCAAGAUGUCAGCAAAUUACCGACAAAUCUAGCUUUGAAGUCUCUCAUAGAGGAUGUGAAGAAUCAACAUCAGUUUUGCACGAAUUGUAAAUCCGAGGACAAACCCCAAGCUGUUGUCUACUGUCAAGACUGUGGCAAGUAUCUCUGUAUCACUUGCCACAACGCACACUCUCUGUGGCAAGACUUCAUCAGUCAUGAUGUCUUAGCCAUAGGUGAGAUCGAAUCAGGGAAGGUGUCAGUACGUAGAUACCGAAAAUGCAAGAAACACCCCAAACAGGAUGAGGAGUGCUUCUGUUCCGACUGCAGGAGAUUUGCCUGCUUCAGGUGUGUUGUCAUGGAACAUAAAGACGAAGGACAUCGGGUCAUCGAGGCAGCUGUUUAUGAAAGCAGCCAUAUGAAGAGUAUCGAGGACCUCAAAUCCAAGGCGGAUAAGAAACGCUCUUGCUUUCAGAAAUACGUCGAUUUCAUUGAUGACCAGAAGAAGCAUGUGAGCAAUGUUCAGAAGCAGUGUACAGAUGAUAUCAACAAAGCAUAUGAAGAAUCAGUCCGGCAGUUGACAGAAAAGAAAGAAAUCCUCAUUGAUGAAGUUAAGGGUAGGUCUGAGGGAGUAGAGAAAGAACUGGACGAAAUGAAGAAAUCGGCUCAGAGGCACAUCACUCUCUUGACCACCAUAGCUGACGUGGUAACCAAUAUAACAAAGAUACCGUUAGAUAUGGAUUCUUUGGCUGCACACGACACUCUAUGUCAAGACUUACAAGAGGCCUUGAAACAAGAAGAUCCUGACUACAAUCAGCCGAUGCAAUCGAGUAAGAAAGGGAAAAGUGUCACUUUUGAGAGAAACGAUGGAAUGGACGAGAUAACUCUUGGUAAGAUCGUAAGUGCAGUUGCAAAGAACAUCGCUUUGCCUACUAAGAAUAGCAUGAGUGCCAUGGUUCGUACACCAGACGGUAGGAUGGCAGUGGGGUGUUGGACGGGUGGCAUAGAGAUCUUCUCUGCUGAUGGUCAGCACCAGCAGAAAGUUUUCAAACACGUGGGGAUUCUUGGAGUAGGGUCCUCUCUGAUGAACGGAAAUACAAUCCUGAUAGCCACCGUGAAGCACAAUGUCGGUUUGGUCAGCAUUGAUGAGUACACUAACAAGCUGAAGCAUGUCCAGAAUCUAAUCGUUGAUUACAAGAUUGAGAAGCCCGAGAGAAAGUGGUACCUUCUCCAGCAGUACCGAUCAGGAGAGAUAGCUCUCUGCACUCACGAUAGACUCUAUAUAUUCGACUGA